AUGGUGUGCAGCUGGAGGAGGGAGGACCUGCGCCCCCUGGACAUCCUGGCCGAGGCCGUCCCCGCAGAGGGCACCGCGGGCGGGGUCCGGACCCUGCAGGCUCAGGGCACCCAUGGGCUCCAGCUCUCGGCCGCCGCGCCCCACGCCGUGAGCUUCCCCGCCUCGAGGAUUUUCUUCCGAUGUGACUUCUUCCCCGAGGAGUUCUCCAUCGUGGUCACCCUGAAAGUCCCCGACCUCCCCCCUAAGAAGAACGAGUACCUGCUCACGGUGCUGGCGGAGGAGCAGGACGCGCUGCUGCUGGGCCUGCGCUUCUCGCCGCGCCGGCUGCACUUCCUCUUCCUGAGCGAGGCGGCGGCCGGCGCCUGGCAGACCCGCGUGUCCUUCGGGAGCCCUGCGCUGGCCGACGGCCGGUGGCACACGCUGGUGCUGGCCGUGGCCGAAGGCUCCUUCUCACUCACGGCAGACUGUGGCCGGCCGGUGGACAUAACAGCCGACGUGUCGUUCCCUGCCUCCCUCUCCGUGCGCGGAGCCCGGUUCUUUGUUGGCAGCCGGAGGAGAACCAAAGGCCUGUUCACGGGCCUACUGCGGCAGCUGGUCCUGCUGCCCGGCUCGGACGCCACGCCCAGGCUGUGCCCCUGCACGAGCGCCGAGCUGGCCACGCUGUCCAUCCCCCCGAUCCUGCAGGGCCUCCCGGGGAGGCCGGAGGAGAACGAGGUGCUGAAGCACACCUAUGAAGCUGACCUGAAAGUGACGCUGGGCGCCCAGCCCCCGUGCACCAAGAUGGAGGACACCCAGUUCUGGCUGGACGCCGGCCGUAGGGGGCUGUACCUGUGUGUGGGCAGCCGCUGGGUCUCCGUGCUGACAGGCAAAGAGAAGCUAGACUACGUGGAGGAGCACCAGAGUCUGCACACCACCUCGGAGACGCUGGGCAUCGAGGUCUUCGCCAUCCCCCAGGCCGGGCUCUUCGUGGCCACCGCCAACCGCAGGGCCAGGUCGGCCAUCUACAGGUGGACGGACGGCCAGUUCACCGCCUUCCAGGAGAUCCCCACGCACCAGGCGCAGUCCUGGCGCCACUUCACCAUCGGGAGGAAGGUCUUCCUGGCCGUGGCCAACUUCGAGCCCAACGAGCAGGGCCAGGAAUUCUCCGUCAUCUACAAGUGGAGCCCGCGGAGGCUGCGCUUCGCGCCCUACCAGCGAGUGGCCACCCACAGCGCCCGCGACUGGGAAGCCUUCCAGGUGGCCGGGGAGCACUUCCUGGCCGUGGCCAACCACCGGGAAGGCGACAACCACAACGUCGACAGCGUCAUCUACAGGUGGAACCCGCGGACGCGGCUCUUCGAGGCCAACCAGACCAUCGCCACCUCGGGCGCCUACGACUGGGAAUUCUUCACCGUGGGGCCCUACUCCUUCCUGGCCGUGGCCAACGCCUUCAACGGCACGUCCACGCAGCUGCACUCCCACCUGUACAUCUGGCUGGUGGGCUCCUUCCGGCUCUUCCAGUCCUUCCUGACCUUUGGUGCUGCAGACUGGGAGGUCUUCCACAUCGGAGAGAGGGUCUUCCUGGCCGUCGCCAACAGCCACAGUUACGACGUGGAGAGGCAGGUGCGGAACGACUCCUACGUCAUCAACUCCGUCAUUUACGAGCUGAACGUCAGCGCACAGAGCUUCGUCAAGUUCCAGGAGAUCCCCACCUGCAGCGCGCUGGACUGGGAGUUCUUCUCGGUGGGGGACGACUACUUCCUGGUGGUCGCCAACUCCUUCAACGGGAGCUCCUUCUCCGUGAACAGUGUUAUCUACAGGUGGCAGGGCUACGAGGGCUUCGUGGCCGCGCACAGCCUCCCGACCUUCGGCUGCCGGGACUGGGAGGCCUUCCGCACCGCGGCCGGCUACUACCUCGUCUACUCCAGCGCCAAGGAGCCUCGCUCCCGGGUCCUGAGGCUGAAGAUGGGGUGA
Messenger RNA from Talpa occidentalis (Iberian mole), 1953 nucleotides. RefSeq names its product thrombospondin type laminin G domain and EAR repeats (gene TSPEAR). The transcript is spliced from 12 exons. The coding region runs from base 1 to 1953 and encodes 650 amino acids. The record is from RefSeq and is a predicted model, not a curated record. Gene Ontology annotation, biological process: signal transduction. NCBI's taxonomy places the organism in Eukaryota, Metazoa, Chordata, Mammalia, Eulipotyphla, Talpidae.